Messenger RNA from Macrosiphum euphorbiae (potato aphid), 672 nucleotides. The record is from the annotation of a GenBank genome assembly. NCBI's taxonomy places the organism in Eukaryota, Metazoa, Arthropoda, Insecta, Hemiptera, Aphididae.
AUGCAACUUAUGCCAUUAUGCGAGAUUCUUCAAAAAGUUUUUGCUUUAGAAAACGUACUAAUUGAUACUCUGAAAUAUAUGGAAAGUUUGUCUAACAAUAAUAGUAUUAUUAGCAACUUUAUUCAGGGAUCUUUUUGGCAAUCUAAAUUACAAAAACAUAAUGGGCGUACUGUUUUACCUCUGUUCAUGUUCUUUGAUGAUUUCGAAAGUGGGAAUGUACUUGGUAGUCACUCUGGGAUUCACAAAUUAGGAGCAGUAUAUGUAUCUGUCGCAUGCAUUCCUCCAUAUCUUAUAACAGUUUUGUCUAAUAUUUUUAUGGUUCUCUGGUUUCAUUCUGCUGACCGAGAAGAGUUUAAAAACAAUAUUAUUUUCAAACCUAUAAUUGAUGAGUUAAAUUUUUUACAAAGUAAUGGCAUUGAAAUUAAUACACCUGUCUUUAAAGGAAAAUUAUACUUUGAAUUAAGUCUUAUCCUAAGUGAUAACUUAGGUUCACAUGCUAUGACUGGCUUUACCGAAAGCUUUUUUUCCAAUUUUCCUUGUCGGUUUUGUAUGAUACAAAGAGAUAGAUUGAAAAUCUUAUGUUAUGAAGAUGAAACUCUUCUCAGAAAUGUUGAGCAACAUAAUGUACACGUUAUCGAACAAAACAUUUCAGCAUCAGGAGUAAAAGAGUAA